Molecule: messenger RNA, 495 nt
Organism: Rubroshorea leprosula
Lineage: Eukaryota; Viridiplantae; Streptophyta; Magnoliopsida; Malvales; Dipterocarpaceae
Source: the annotation of a GenBank genome assembly
GUGCGCCGGCUUUAGCUGUCACGUCCCUCAAAUGCUGAGCCAGCAUUUAUGACGGGGAAGACAAAGGGAUACGGGGAGAUCAACCAUAUCUCCUCAGAGAUCUGAUUGAUUCAAAAAAUCCAAGAUUCAGAUCGUCAUUGCUAAUGUGUACCUUGUGCUGUCAAGUCAGCUCGCCAUUACAGGCACACUUGCUAGGUCGUUACAAACAUGACAUUUUGCCAGAUCGGCUCAUCCGUGAUAGUUUGUCCAGCAGUGUCGUCACUCCUGAGCUCCCUGCUUCAAGGUCGUCACUCCUGAGCUUCCUGGUUUCAGGUCGUCACCUCAGAUUACUGGCUCUGGAGCAUAAUGCCUCAGCUGCGGCCGCUAUGACUCCGUGUUGGAUAGUGAAGCUGCCGAAACACCGCCCAUCUAGAGCCCUAGCCUCUUGCAACUUGCUUCAGAUCGACGACUUGAGGUGAUGAACGAGUGACAUGGCUUGCGGGUAAUGAUGCCUCC